Doryrhamphus excisus (bluestripe pipefish) is the source of this 1456-nucleotide messenger RNA. Lineage: Eukaryota; Metazoa; Chordata; Actinopteri; Syngnathiformes; Syngnathidae. The record is from RefSeq and is a predicted model, not a curated record.
CCCUUACGCCGAUUUAGCACUAGCACACGACUCGAGCAGCUAUGCCGUUCAUUGUGAAGCUGAAUAGCACCAAGUGUGGGUGGUAUUCCUCAUCUUGUUCAUGUGGUGAUUAUAUGCAGUCGACAAGUGUGCAAACUGCUCACCCGAUUGAGUCAUUCGCCCAACUCUCAAGAUGUCAGAGGAGCACCUGGUGACGUCAGAGGAGCAGACGGUGUCUUUGGUGGACGUCUUGCAGGAGGAUGAGGAGUUGGAAGAAGAGGCUUCUGCUGUAUUGGCGGGAAGUGACCCGGAUCACUGCUCGUACCCUCAGGGUUACGUGAAGCGGCAGGCUCUGUACGCCUGCAACACAUGCACGCCAAAAGGAGGCGAAGCCGCCGGUGUGUGUUUGGCGUGUUCGUAUAAAUGCCAUGAAGGUCAUGACCUGUUUGAGCUCUACACCAAGAGGAACUUCCGUUGUGAUUGUGGAAACAAGAAAUUUGCAGAUGCACGAUGCAAACUCUUUCCUGACAAGGAUGAUGUCAACAAUCUGAAUAAAUACAGUCAUAACUUUUUUGGAGAGUACUGUACUUGCCGUCGGCCGUACCCUGACCCGGAAGACCAGGUUGAAGAUGAAAUGAUUCAGUGUGUGUUAUGCGAGGACUGGCUGCACGGUCGGCACCUGGGCUGUGAAGUUCCAGAGUGUGUAGAACUGCAGGAGAUGAUCUGUGAGUCGUGUAUGACCAGAAACACGUUCUUGUGGUGCUACGCUUCUCACCUGGCAGUUCCGGCUCCUGCGGUUGAGUCCGAGGUGAAGGAGACGGGUGCACACCUGGAUGGGUCUGAUAAGGUUGACGACAUCGCUGAGCCGAGCUGCAAGAGAGUCCGUCGGGAGGAGCAAGAGGAUCCAAGUUGCAGACUCAAGCAGCUUCAAGCCAUGGAUGUUAAGCGGGUGCAGUCUGGGGCCGUAUUUUGGCCGUCGGGGUGGCGCUCAAAGCUGUGCCGUUGCAACGCCUGCCAGGAGACUCUGUCGGAAGCAGGUCUCUCCUUCCUGCUGGAUGAGUUGGACACGGUCCUCGCUUACGAGAACAAAGGGAAGAGUGAAGAAGAGCGCAAGCAAAGUCCCGACCCUCUGAUGUCAGCACUAGACAACCUAAACAGAGUACAGCAGCUGGAGAUCAUCCACGGAUACAACGACAUGAAAAGUGAACUGAAGGACUUCCUGCAGAGAUUUGCUGCAGAAGGAAAGGUCGUGACCUCGGAUGACAUUCGGGAGUUCUUCGAGCAGCAGCAAAGUCGCAAAAGAAGACAAGUUGACAGACGCUUCGACUGUGCCUGAAGCCCGCCGACCUUUUCCCGAUGUCCUCUCGUUGUCUGUUUUGUGGUUUUUCUUCAUGUAGAAUGCUUUUUGUUCACUUUUCUUUUCAGGGGUCAAAGAUCAGUCAACUUCCUUUUUAAUUAAAAAUAAAAUGUCAGGGCC